UGUCGCCUUUUGUCGUGUGCGUAAAAGGACCUUCAACAUGUUGCUCCCGGCUCCCCUGUCGCGAUAUGUCGGGUCGUUUCGCUCCCUAGGACAAAAGUGGCGCAGCCACACCGAAUCUCGACAAUCAGAUGGAGAUGACGAUUCCCUCGCGCAUCGCCUAUCCGACGUCUUUCUUCGUACCUGGGACUUGGGCUUCAUUGCGUUCGGUGGCCCGCCUGUGCAUUUCCAGAUCUUGCAUCGAAGGUUUGUGGAAGGAAAGGGCGGCAAAGAGAAAUGGGUGGACGAACAGACUUAUCAAGAGCUCUUCGCUAUCUGCCAAGGUCUUCCUGGUCCAGGUAGUACGAAGAUGCUGUUUUGUCUGGUCUUGCUGCACGCCGGCUUCAUUCCGGCUAUUAUGGCAUUUCUGAUCUGGAGUAUUCCUGGAGCAGCCGGCAUGUAUGCUCUCUCAGUUGGUAUUCAGAAUCUGAGCACAACUCUCCCUGGCCCAGUCUACGGUCUUUUGUCCGGACUCAAUGCGGCGACCGUCGGUAUUGUCGCAGUUUCCGCGGUACAGCUUGCAGAAAAGGCCAUUCAGGACAAGAUUUCACGCAUACUCAUCAUUUUUGGAGCAUGCGCGGGCCUCUGCUAUAACGCUCUGUGGUACUUCCCUGUUUUAAUGGUGAUUGGUGGUGUCGCCAUCGCUACUUGGGAUGGAUGGCUAUAUUCACAGGUGCAGAGAGCGAAGAGGGUCUGGAAGAAUAGGCAUCAACGCUCAGCAGACUCAGAGCAGGCAAAUACAGCCAACUUGGAAAUGGCGCCUACAACAAGACCAGCAGCGACCGAGCAAAACGAAGCCGUGCGAUCAAGAAAAUCAAACCAGAGUGGAGACUUACCACAGGCCUCUGGAGCCAUUGCCGAAUCAACACGGUCAACCGAGACUGAAACCAGCCAAUCGCAGAAAUAUCGCGUUCGUGUCCGCACUGGACUUAUCAUCUUCGUUGCCUUCUUUGCCUCUUUCAUUGCCAUCCUUGUUGCAAGAGGCAAUUUGACGCCCCCUCCACUUCCACUAGACUUGUUCGCGAGCAUGUAUCUCGCCGGAACUGUGAUCUUCGGUGGAGGCCCAGUUGUCAUUCCUCUCCUUCGCUCUUACGUCGUUAGUCCGGGUUGGGUCUCUAGUCGUGACUUCCUGAUAGGCUUGGCCAUCAUCCAGGCGUUCCCGGGACCUAACUUCAACUUCGCAGUCUUCCUGGGAGCGCUAGCGCUGCAACAUUCUCAGUAUCCCACUGUGUUUGGCGCAUUCCUUGGCUGGCUGGGCAUCUUCGUCCCGGGAAUCGCUCUUGCCGUCGCAUUUCAGAGCUUCUGGAGUGUGUUGCGAACCAGAAGAUCUGUCAUUCGCUUCCUGCGUGGCGUGAAUGCCACUGCGAUUGGUCUCGUCUUCACUGCCGUGUACCGACUAUGGGAGAUUGGUUACUUGACGCCGGUCAAUAGCGCUGGACAAAGUCUGGGGAAUGACCCUUGGUGGUUAGUCGUCACGACUAUCUCGUACGCAGGCAACGCAUGGUUCCGCGUUCCUCCUGCCAUGUCGAUCGUUCUUGGAGCUAUACUCGGGCUGUGCUGGUAUGGAGCCGUUGGGAGGUAGUAUUUGAUUAUCUCCAGCUGAUUUGACCAUUAUC
Messenger RNA from Penicillium brasilianum, 1652 nucleotides. The record is from the annotation of a GenBank genome assembly. NCBI's taxonomy places the organism in Eukaryota, Fungi, Ascomycota, Eurotiomycetes, Eurotiales, Aspergillaceae.